AGUUUUUAGUCAUUUUAUUAUCUUGUAUGUUAAUUUAGGUUAUGUUAAAUUUUAUUCUUUGACACACAAGUAAAAUGCAUGAAUAAGUUGAACUAUAUGUUCAUAGAUGAUAUUAUUCGGAAGAUAUAUUGUCUUAUUAUCAAUUUUUUUAAAUCUAAAACUUUAAUCUGAACGCCAAGCGAAUAAAGAUCUUAAUUGAGACAGUUGAUUAUUUUAUGAGAUUAUAUGAGUGUCAACUAUAUUUUUAUCUGAAACAUUGACAAGAUGCUAAUAAAGAUCGAUGCCUCAUGGAAGUUUGCUUGAUUGCCAAAACUUAGAUGUUUUUAACAGUACCUCACUAGUGUUCGAAAGAAGAAUGUCAUUGGGCUCUAUCCAUACAUAUUCCAUCGAAUAAGAUAUUUUAAAGCAGUAAUAAAUCAAGAUAUAAUUUGCUUGGAGUGCUAUGUUGAUAUCAGUGAUUCAAUUGCAAGUAUACAUACAUAAUGUUGAGAUUGGUGUGUCCAAAAUGCCACCAUCGCUUUCCAGUUCUGGGAUGCUGUUUAAAGUGGAGCGAUGAAACCAACCAAAAGAAAAUAAAGGAAGAACAGAAGAAUAAAAAAGAAAAAGAGAAGGAUGAAGAGAAAAAGAAAGAGAUAGAGGAUGAAAAGGAAGAAGGGGCAGAUGAAGAGGAGGAGGAAGAAAAAGAGGAAGUGAAAGAGGUGGAAAAAAAAGAAGAAAAAACGAUGACUGCUAAUACUUUUUGUUCAACAACAGCAACUUAUUAUGUUAGUAGUCUUCCAACGUCACAAGGCUAUACUAGUGGUAGCAAGUGUUUUAUCAAUCCAUCUACAGAUAUCCAUGAGCCUCCCAUUUUUCAGUCACAUGCGGCCAGUUGUAAUCCUAAUAUUGAAAUUACUGGUUCUGAUACAAUGGAAUUCUUCUACGACUACGACAUACAGACGUCGUCGAUAAAACAAAGUCAUCGUCCGCUGUUAAAAGCGCCAAUAUAUCAAUCAAAUGAUCAAGACUCUUUCAAAGUAGUAACAGAAAAUUUUAAUUAUAAGAUUGCACCUUCGGAGCAAUAUGUUGCGACUACAUGCGAACUUACUGGUGGUAGCGUUACAAUUGCUACACCCGACACACAGUCAGGUGGUUGCUUAAUACAAAACACGGAAACCGAAAUUCUAGUACAAGCUUCGGAAGUUAAAAUUCAAUCAAAGCUUACUGGCGGCGGUUGUCUUGUACAAAAGAAAUUAUCUGCUGAAGAUGAACGAUUGACGACAUCAAAAUGUACAAAAGGCUUCACGCUUGUCAAUAAUAAUACUCAUCGGUCUUUUUUUACUCCUCUGAAUGAUUACUCAGAAUUGUCUCGGAACAUAAGGAUAUUGCCAUCUGAAAUGAUAAAAGAUAAUGAGAAUAACGAAAUAACAAGUGUUGAAUCAAGGCAACGAAAAAUACCAACCGUGAAAACGAGUAAUUGUUGUGAUUGCAAGGGUACAUUUCAGCAGAAUCACUGUCAACAUCACAGACGGCUGUUUGAUACGUCUCUCGUGGAUAAUCGUGAUUCAUUGCUGCUGGAGCCUAUUAGCAGCGUACAAUUCCGAGUGAACGCCACUGUGCAACUACCCGCGAACCUGGGCCAGUGCACAGUAAAUAUCACAGCGACAACGGCAACACCACCGAACCAAGUCGUGGCGAUGAAGUUUCCAGGUCGUGGUAGAAACAAUUUUCAUGGAGGUGGUAUUGUGCAGCCGAAUGAAUUGGACUGCGCAAUGGUGAAUCGGACAGUUGAAAACAACAAUAAGAGUUAUAAUAAUUUUGAACAAAGGGAAGAGACGUCAACUUCGGAUUCACUAUCGACUUUGCUAAUGCCGACUUCUUGGAGUCUGGAUACAGACACAAAUAGAUUACGUGAGGUAAAAAGGUUACUGCAGAUUUGUGGUUGGUAUCAUGAGGGUAUUAGUUGGCAGCAAAGCGAAAAUCUCUUAAAGGACGCGUCCAUAGGACGAUGGCUAAUGAGAGAUAGUUCAGACAGUAGAUAUACUUUUGCAGUAUCUGUCAAAACAGCCAGAGGCCCUGCUUCUAUUAGAGUUCAUUAUUUUUUGGAACAGUUUCGGCUCGAUGCUGAACCAAGGUUAACAUUGGCAAUGCCUUUCUUUAAUUGUCCUAUUAAAAUGUUAGAGUACUAUGUUGAGUAUUCGAAGAAGAUGGAUGAGCAUCGUAGGGAAGUGUGGGUCGACUAUAGUGGGCAAUUAUACAGUCAGAUCUAUUUGACUACCCCUCUUGUAAAAGAAGUUAGAUCACUAUCGCAUUUGGCCAGACUUGCUGUGAAUCGAAGCAAAUUAUCUACUGAUUGUUUACCACUUUUAAUUAAAAACUAUAUUGCGGAGUAUCCAUAUAUGCUUUGAGUGUGUAAUACAUCACACAAUGCGUUAAUCUUCCUUUAUAUGUAUAUAUAUUUGCUCAUACAUAUGCACGUGUAUAUGUAAAAAAGAAUAUAUAUAUAUAAUACGCACAUAUGUAUGUAUGUAUGUAUGUACUUACGUACGUAUAUGCAUGUAUGCACUUAAUAGCUAAGCCUAUAGAGACAAAUUUUGAGUAAAGUAACCAAUUUUUGAUGAUAGAAAAGCAACAAAUUCUAAAGAGUUUGUUAUAUCUGAUUCUAUCGACAAACUGCCAUUAGAAAUAUAACAAAGUUUGCUGUGCCAGUGGAUUGACAGCAGAAAGCUAGUAGGAUUUGCAAUUUCUGCUCAAUUUCUGCUGCCAAUUUAUUAUUAGAUUGCUUGCGCGCGCAAAUCUUGCUUGAUUUCUGCCAAUAUCAGCAAGUUUUGUCGAUAGAUUCUGACCAUAUUAAUCAAGAUGACUAGGGAUCUAUAAUUAAUCAAUAUCUGAUCAAAUUUUUUACCGCUAGUAUUUUGCUAUCUAGGAUAUGUAUGUAUGUGAAUAUAUAUAUAUAGCAAAAAUUUAUUUUUAUAUAAUGCAAUACACAAAUUUCUCCGAUAGCUCAUUUUUGAUAAUGAGCCGAUUAUGCCUUUAAUUAUAUUAUUUAUAAUCAUUGCGUAAAUGUAAAAAAGAAUUGUAGUUUACAAGUAUAAUCAUAUAAAAAAAUAUGCACACACAUACACAUACACACACAGACGCGCUCGAGUGUACGUGAGUGUGUUAAUAAAGUGUAUAUAUGUAUAAUAAAUAAGUUUUGAAUAAUAUAAUAGGAUUGUAAUAAAAUUUAUUACACACACACGCACACCCACGCACAUACACACAUGUACAGGUAUCUUUACUUACAAUAGGAUUAUGUUUUGACAAUUCGGUUGUAAAUCGUCGUAACUUGUAAGAUGAAUAUUCAUGUUUUAUAUAAAUAAAACAUUAUUUAUGGAAAA
Molecule: messenger RNA, 3359 nt
Organism: Monomorium pharaonis (pharaoh ant)
Lineage: Eukaryota; Metazoa; Arthropoda; Insecta; Hymenoptera; Formicidae
Exons: 3
Coding region: 483-2387 (634 amino acids)
Biological process (GO): intracellular signal transduction; phosphatidylinositol phosphate biosynthetic process
Cellular component (GO): phosphatidylinositol 3-kinase complex
Molecular function (GO): 1-phosphatidylinositol-3-kinase regulator activity
Source: RefSeq, a predicted model, not a curated record